GAGAAAAGGGAGGGAUGAUUGAGUCAAAGAAUCUGGCAAAGAAAGAAACUGAGCUUUUAACCAAACUGGAUCAACCUGACUAGCAACCAGCUGCAUUUGCUCUUUUGUGCUUCUCAUAAAGGGCUUCUCAUACGGGCAACACGAGAGAGAGUAAUCAGACAUCAUGCUCACUGUACGCAUAGGUAAGUCAUAUUUUCCCAUAAAAUUACAAUGUUUUAUGUUUACUGAGAAAUCUGUAUAUCAAUCUGUCUGUCUCUGUUCUUAAAAUAAAUACUAUAUUGACAAUGACAAGUUCAUCUCUUGUAGGACAAAGGGUGCAUAAAACACAGGGCCCCACAAGUAAGUUGCAAAGCCAGCUUUUUUUUAUGCAUGUUUUAUGUAUUGCUGCUCAAUAUAUUAAUGUUUUAAUAGUGUGUAUACUAUGGAAUAACUUACUUAAUGAAUAAACAAGAUGAUAAACAAAAACAGAAUUCCACAAAGGGGAGAAGACUACCAACCAACAAUGCAGUUUUACUGGUAGAGCAGUCUGCUAUUUACCUCUGGCUCAGGCCAGUCAGGUGUUAUUAAGCCUUUCCUACUGUAGGAUGAGUGUAGAAAUAUACUUCAGUGUUUAGUGUAGGGCCCAGAUCCUAGCUUGUGAUCCAUGCAAGUACUGACUUCCUCAUAAUCCAUGUAUUUACUGUAUGUCAAUAGGACAUUUGAUUGAACAUGAGUGAAAUCAGCCCUUUGGUUGCACAUUUUACAGUUGUAGUCAUGCGUUCAUUGACAGCUGUCUAUCCUUGUCUACAAUACAUGAGUGACUUCGUGAUUAUCCCGUAUUAGUACAAUAUCCCCAUUAUUUAUCUUGCAGGCCUUCUUCCAAUCAUAGCAGUGCUUGGAGUCAUUUUCUUUGCUGUUUUCCUCAUAAUCCGGUCUCAAAGUAAGUCUUGAUGGUAAUGUUUGUCACAUUAGGAGACAUUCAUUUGAUAACGACUUCUAAUUACAUCUAAUAAAGGUAUAACUGCUGUUAAUAAAACCAGCAUAACAUUUAAAUAAAAGUUUGUCAUAUAGCCUAGCUGAUGAAUUUAUCAGGAAAAGUGUUCAUGGUUUCUUCAAGAGUAAGUAUUCGCUACAAUAGUUCCCACUCAUAAUGAUACACGCUGCUCCUUCCCCCUAUUACUCUAGACCACACCCUCUCCUGGUAUCCUGAGUUUCCUGGUCCAGAGUGGCUACAGGGGCCUAAUGUGCCCCAAGUGAGCAGUGAGUAAUCAGAAUGAUGUGUGUGUGUUUAUGCAAUGUUUCUACCUGUGCAACAUGUUUGGGCUACUAGCAUCCACAUAUUCAAAAUGAAACAAAGUUGUAGCUGGCAAGGCCAAAAAGCUAAACAGGUAGUCUACCCCAUCAAAUUAAUGGUAUGGGGAACCAUUCAUAUGUGUGAUUGUGUGUGUUUCUCCUCCUGAAUACUUGUGCAGCCUCCAGACAAAGACCAAGUCCGUGUGGCAUCCCAAUGUCCUGUCCAGAGGGCGACUUCAGCUUUUUCAUCGCCAGUGGAGCUGCUAAUGUGGUUGGACCCAAAAUCUGCAUAGAGGACAAAAUGUAAGGAAUGACAUUUUUGGUUUUCUUGCACAGGAAUGUAAGUGUGUGUGAGCGAGAGAUGUCUUGAUGGAGAGAGUCCCCUAUUAUAGUUCACUGAUGGGGGGGGGGGGGGGUUGUCAGGUUGUAAGAUUUUUUUUUUUUUUUUAUGUUCUCUUCAGGAUUAUGGGUUAUGUGGAAAACAAUGUAGGGUGCGGAAUUAACAUUGCUGUUGUGAACGGUAAGUCAAAAGGAUUCAUGUGAUUUUUGUUUUAUUUAUAUAUAUAUACACACACACACACACACACAAUGAGGGGAAAAAAGUAUUUGAUCCCCUGCUGAUUUUGUAAGUUUUCCCACUGACAAAGACAUGAUCAGUCUAUAAUUUUAAUGGUAGUUUUAUUUGAACAGUGAGAGACAGAAUAACAACAAAAAAAUCCAGAAAAACGCAUGUCAAAAAUGUUAUAAAUUGAUUUGCAUUUUAAUGAGGGAAAUAAGUAUUUGACCCCUCUGCAAAACAUGACUUAGUACUUGGUGGCAAAACCCUUGUUGGCAAUCACAGAGGUCAGACGUUUCUUGUAGUUGGCCACCAGGUUUGCACACAUCUCAGGAGGGAUUUUGUCCCACUCCUCUUUGCAGAUCUUCUCCAAGUCAUUAAGGUUUCGAGCCUGACGUUUGGCAACUCGAACCUUCAGCUCCCUCCACAUAUUUUCUAUGGGAUUAAGGUCUGGAGACUGGCUAGGCCACUCCAGGACCUUAAUGUGCUUCUUCUUGAGCCACUCCUUUGUAGCCUUGGCCAUGUGUUUUGGGUCAUUGUCAUGCUGGAAUACCCAUCCACGACCCAUUUUCAAUGCCCUGGCUGAGGGAAGGAGGUUCUCACCCAAGAUUUGACGGUACAUGGCGCCGUCCAUCGUCCCUUUGAUGCGGUGAAGUUGUCCUGUCCCCUUAGCAGAAAAACACCCCCAAAGCAUAAUGUUUCCACCUCCAUGUUUGACGGUGGGGAUGGUGUUCUUGGGGUCAUAGGCAGCAUUCCUCCUCCUCCAAACACGGCGAGUUGAGUUGAUGCCAAAGAGCUCCAUUUUGGUCUCAUCUGACCACAACACUUUCACCCAGUUCUCCUCUGAAUCAUUCAGAUGUUCAUUGGCAAACUUCAGACGGGCCUGUAUAUGUGCUUUCUUGAGCAGGGGGACCUUGCGGGCGCUGCAGGAUUUCAGUCCUUCACGGCGUAGUGUGUUACCAAUUGUUUUCUUGGUGACUAUGGUCCCAGCUGCCUUGAGAUCAUUAACAAGAUCCUCCCGUAUAUACAGUGAGGGGAAAAAGUAUUUGAUCCCCUGCUGAUUUUGUACGUUUGCCCACUGACAAAGAAAUGAUCAGUCUAUAAUUUUAAUGGUAGGUUUAUUUGAACAGUGAGAGACAGAAUAACAACAACAAAAUCCAGAAAAAAGCAUGUCAAAAAUGUUAUCAAUUGAUUUGCAUUUUAAUGAGGGAAAUAAGUAUUUGACCCCCUCUCAAUCCGAAAGAUUUCUGGCUCCCAGGUGUCUUUUAUACAGGUAAAGAGCUGAGAUUAGGAGCACACUCUUAAAGGGAGUGCUCCUAAUCUCAGUUUGUUACCUGUAUAAAAGACACCUGUCCACAGAAGCAAUCAAUCAAUCAGAUUCCAAACUCUCCACCAUGGCCAAGACCAAAGAGCUCUCCAAAGAUGUCAGGGACAAGAUUGUAGACCUACACAAGGCUGGAAUGGGCUACAAGACCAUCGCCAAGCAGCUUGGUGAGAAGGUGACAACAGUUGGUGCGAUUAUUCGUAAAUGGAAGAAAAACAAAAUAACUGUCAAUCUCCCUCGGCCUGGGGCUCCAUGCAAUAUUUUACCUUGUGGAGUUGCAAUGAUCAUGAGAACGGUGAGGAAUGAGCCCAGAACUACACGGGAGGAUCUUGUCAAUGAUCUCAAGGCAGCUGGGACCAUAGUCACCAAGAAAACAAUUGGUAACACACUACGCCGUGAAGGACUGAAAUCCUGCAGUGCCCGCAAGGUCCCCCUGCUCAAGAAAGCACAUAUACAUGACCGUCUGAAGUUUGCCAAUGAACAUCUGAAUGAUUCAGAGGAGAACUGGGUGAAAGUGUUGUGGUCAGAUGAGACCAAAAUGGAGCUCUUUGGCAUCAACUCAACUCGCCGUGUUUGGAGGAGGAGGAAUGCUGCCUAUGACCCCAAGAACACCAUCCCCACCGUCAAACAUGGAGGUGGAAACAUUAUGCUUUGGGGGUGUUUUUCUGCUAAGGGGACAGGACAACUUCACCGCAUCAAAGGGACGAUGGACGGGGCCAUGUACCGUCAAAUCUUGGGUGAGAACCUCCUUCCCUCAACCAGGGCAUUGAAAAUGGGUCGUGGAUGGGUAUUCCAGCAUGACAAUGACCCAAAAACACACGGCCAAGGCAACAAAGGAGUGGCUCAAGAAGAAGCACAUUAAGGUCCUGGAGUGGCCUAGCCAGUCUCCAGACCUUAAUCCCAUAGAAAAUCUGUGGAGGGAGCUGAAGGUUCGAGUUGCCAAACGUCAGCCUCGAAACCUUAAUGACUUGGAGAAGAUCUGCAAAGAGGAGUGGGACAAAAUCCCUCCUGAGAUGUGUGCAAACCUGGUGGCCAACUACAAGAAACGUCUGACCUCUGUGAUUGCCAACAAGGGUUUUGCCAUCAAGUACUAAGUCAUGUUUUGCAGAGGGGUCAAAUACUUAUUUCCCUCAUUAAAAUGCAAAUCAAUUGAUAACAUUUUUGACAUGUGUUUUUCUGGAUUUUUUUGUUGUUAUUCUGUCUCUCACUGUUCAAAUAAACCUACCAUUAAAAUUAUAGACUGAUCAUUUCUUUGUCAGUGGGAAAACUUACAAAAUCAGCAGGGGAUCAAAUACUUUUUUCCCUCACUGUACAUAUAUAUAUAUAUAUAUAUAUAUAUAUAUAUAUAUAUAUAUAUAUACACAAAAUUACAAAAAUAUUAUGCGUUUUCUUAUUUUACAUAUCUUGUAUUAUCAUCAGUGUUUAUCUGAUCGAAGCGCUAAAUACCUAAUUGGUCUCGCUCUCUUUUUCACACAGGGAAGACCGGGGAGGUUAUGAAGACAGUAUUUUUUAACAUGUACGAUGGCGGUAAGAUGGUUUACAGCCCCCUAUUACUUUUCUGGUCAGAGGAGCAUGUACACUGCCUAGUGAACGUCUACAAACCCCCUUGCACAGUCUUAACAUUUUGCAAAAUCUAAAUGUUUUAAAUUGGGGGUGAUUUCUACCGAUCUACACAACAUACUCCACAUUUCAAAGUGAAAAAAAAUAAAUAUAAAUAUAUAUAUAUAUAUAUAUAUAUAUACACACACACACACUACCGUUCAAAAGUUUGGGGUCACUUACAAAUGUCCUUGUUUUCGAAAGAAAAGCAACCAUCAAUCCUGUGUUCCAAUGGCAUGUUGUUUGCUAAUCCAAGUUUAUCAUUUUAAAAGGCUAAUUGAUCAUUAGAAAACGAUUUUUCAAUUAUGUUAGCACAGCUGAAAACUGUUGUGCUGAUUUAAUGAAGCAAUAAAACUGGCCUUCUUGAGACUAGUUGAGUAUCUGGAGCAUCAGCAAUUGUGGGUUUGAUUACAGGCUCAAAAUGGCCAGAAACAAAUAUCUUUCAUCUGAAACUCGUCAGUCUAUUCUUGUCUGAGAAAUGAAGGCUAUUCCAUGCGAGAAAUUGCCAAGAAACUGAAGAUCUCGUACAACGCUGUGUACUACUCCCUUCACAGAACAGCGCAAACUGGCUCUAACCAGAAUAGAAAGAGGAGUGGGAGGCCCUGACCACAACUGAGCAAGAGGACAAAUACAUGAAUGUCUAGUUUGAGAAACCGGCGCCUCACAGGUCCUCAACUGACAGCUUCAUUAAAUAGUACCCGCAAAACACCAGUCUCAACGUCAACAGUGAAGAGGCGACUCCGGGAUGCUGACCUUCAGAGUUGCAAAGAAAAAAGCCAUAUCUCAGACUGGCCAAUAAAAAGAAUAGAUGGGCGAAAGAACAGACACAGGACUUUUUCUUUGCAAUUCUGCCUAGAAAGUCAGCAUCCUGGAGUCUCCUCUUACAUUUACAUUUUAGUCAUUUAGCAGACGCUCUUAUCCAGAGCGACUUACAGUUAGUGAGUGCAUACAUUAUUAUUAAUUUAAAAAAAUAAUAAUAAUCAUACUGGCCCCCCGUGGGAAUCGAACCCACAACCCUGGCGUUGCAAACGCCAUGCUCUACCAACUGAGCUACAUCCCUGCCGGCCAUUCCCUCCCCUACCCUGGACGACGCUGGGCCAAUUGUGCACCGCCCCAUGGGUCUCCCGGUCGCGGUCACUAUUGACGUUGAGACUGGUGUUUUGCGGGUACUAUUAGGUAGGGGUAAAGUGACUAUGCAUAGAUAAACAGCGAGUAGCGUAGAAAAGGGGGUCAAUGCAAAUAGUCUGGGUAGCCAUUUGAUUAACUGUUUAGCAGUCUAAUGGCUUGGGGGUAGAAGCUGUUAAGAAGCUUUUUGGACCUAGAGUUGGCACACCAGUACCGCUUGCUGUGCGGUAGCAGAGAGAACAGUCUAUGACUAGGAUGGCUGGAGACUUUGACAAUUUUUAGGACCUUCCUCUGACACCGCCUGGUAUAGAGGUCCUGGAAGCUUGGCCCCAGUGAUGUACUGGGCCGUACGCACUACCCUCUGUAGCGCCUUGCGGUCAGAUGCCGAGCAGUUGCCAUACCAAGCAGGGAUUCAACCAGUCAGGAUGCUCUCGAUGGUGCAGCUUUAGAACCUUUUUUAGGAUCUGAGGACCCAUGCCAAAUCUUUUUAGGGGAAUAGGUGUUGUCGUGUCCUCUUCACGACUGUCUUGGUGUGUUUGGACCAUGAUAGUUUUAGUGAUGUGGACGCCAAGAAACUUGAAGCUUUCGACCCACUCUACUACAGCCCAGUCGAUGUGAAUGGGGGUGUGCUCGCCCCCCCUUUUCCUGUAGUCCACGAUCAGCUCUUUUGUCUUGGUCAUUUUGAGGGAGAGGUUGUUGUCCUUGCACCACUGCCAGGUCUCUAACCUCCCUGUAGGCUGUCUCAACGUUGUUGGUGAUCAGGCCUACCACCGUUGUGUCGUCGGUAAACUUAAUGAUGGUGUUGGAGUCGUGGGUGAACAGGGAGUACACGAGGGGACUAAGCACACACCCCUGAGGGUCCCCAGUGUUGAGGAUCAGCAUGGCAGGUGUGUUGUUGCCUACCCUUACCACCUGGGGGUGGCCCGUCAGGAAGUCCAGGAUCCAGUGGCAGAGCAAGGUGUUUAUUCUCCGGGUCAUAAGCGUUCCACAGGGAUGCUGGCCCAUGUUGACUCAAUGCUUUCCACAGUUGUCAAGUUGGCUGUAUGUCCUUUGGGUGGUGGACCAUUCUUGAUACACACGGGAAACUGUUGAGCGUGGAAAAACCCAGCAGCGUUGCAGUUCUUGACACAAACCGGUGCGCCUGGCACCUACUACUAUACCCCGUUCAAAGGCACUUGCCCAUUCACCCUCAAAGGAACACAUACACAAUCCAUGUCUCAAUUGUCUCAAGGCUUAAAAAUCCUUCAACCUGUCUCCUCCUCUUCAUCUACACUGAUUGAAGUGGAUUCAAUAAGGGAUCAUAGCUUUCACCUGGUCAGUCUGUCAUGGAAAGAGCAGUUCUUAAUGUUUUGUAUACUCAGUGUAUUGCUGUCCAUCAAUAAUUCCCAACCAGAUUUACUGAGCUUGAGCAAUUCUGACAAAAACAAUGGAUAUACAGUGAGUUCCAUAAUUAUUGACACCCUUGAUAAAGAUGAGCAAAAAAUGUAUAAUAGAAAUAUUGAGCCAUAUUCUAUGCUAAAUAAAAUGGGGAAAUUAUAUUUUAUACUAAUACAAUUGCUCAGAGAAAGAGAUUUUCUUUAACAAGUAAUUUAAAAAAGAUGGGGGUCAAAAUUAUUGGCAACCCUGUUUUCAGUACUCCAGCACUCUCCCCUUGUGAGGAUAACAACACAGCCUUUUUCAAAAAAUAUUUUAUGAGAUUGGAGAACACAUUGGGAGGAAUUUUAGACCCUUCCUCCAUACAGAAUCUUUCCAGAUCCUUGAUAUCUAUCGUUUGCAUUUAUGGACAGUCCUCUUCGAUGCAAACCACAGGUUUUCAAUGGGGUUCAAUUCCGGAGACUGAGAAGGCCUUUGCAAAAUGUUGAUUUUGUGGUCAAUUAACCAUUUCGAUUCGUGCUUGGGAUUAUUGUCUUGCUGGAAGAUUCACUUGCGGCCAAGUGUCAGCCUCCUGGCAGAGGCAACCAGGUUUUUGACUAAAAUUUGCAAAGUUAUUCAAAAUGAGUAAGCUGUAAUGGCUGCCAACGGUGCUUCCACCAAGUAUUAACUGUGGAUGAAGACUUCUUUCUUAAUUUACAAAAUAAUAAUUUAGGACACUGUCUAUCAUUUGUAACUUAAAUUUGUUAAAAGUAAAUCCCUUAGAUUUACUUUUAAGGCAGCAAAAUGUGAAGACUGCAAGGGGUGUGUAGAUUUUCACUAGGCACUGUAUUUCCUGCUUAGCAGCAUUACUUAAAUGCAUCUCCACCCUUUCCAUGGCUGUUUCUGUACCUUUGUUAUAAUUGUUGCGCUAUUAACCAACCAGAUACAAUAGUUCCUGUAUGGGUUGGUCAAUCCUAUCCAGCUCAUUCAAAACUGAAGUAGUGUUUCUUAAAAUAAUACAUUGAUUUUGUUCAGUGUACAAAAAUUCUCAUUUCAACUCCUCAAAGAAGAAAACCAUUGAUCAUGUUGAAAGCUGACAAGGUAUCCCUGUCUUGCAGAUAUUGAACCUCUGGUGGAGUUUCUAGAGUCCAUUGAGAAAGGGUCCCUUGUAUUGAUUGCAACCUACGACGACCCAGCUACAAAGUGAGUCACGUUUCAUUUGAACAUUAAACCAACUUUCAUGGCAGAAUUUAUUACCAAUAUGGUCAUCCAGGAUACUUUAUGAUAAUGCUUUGGGAUCUUUGGAGUGUGCACCAAAAUCAUUUAAUUAAUUGAAGCACUCUGUAUGCUCAUACAAAGUCCUAUCACAAGCCUAUUCAUAUUGUUUUUAGUGAUCCAAUUAAUGGUGGUAGUGAGGAAAGAUACUGAAUGGUUUAUUAAUUGAUUGACAGAUUGAACAAAGAAGCGAGGACGCUUAUCAAUGAGCUUGGCAGCUCUGCUAUCCAGUCAUUAGGCUUCAGAGACAACUGGGUCUUUGUUGGAGGAAAAGGAGCAGAUGUCAAGAGUACCUUAGAGAAGGUAAUACCAUACCAACAUGUAUAAUAGGUUUUCUCUGUUAUCCAGAGUUUUGGACUGCACCCGCAGUUCCCCACUUUUUCUCUGAUAUAAUUUGAGCUGUACGAGCUAUGUGGUUAUGUUGCUGAUGCAGGCAGCUUUAGAAUCUAAUCAAUCUGUUUUUUUUCCCCCCCACAGCAUAUUAAAAACAAUAGAGACAAAAACAAGUAUGACGCCUGGCCAGAAAUGAUUGAGAUGCAGGGAUGCUUACCCCGCUAUUUGGAGUGAUUGGUACCAAAAAUGUUCAUACCCUGUCAGACCCCAUAUCUAUCACGUUGUGAUGUCUGUAUUACUCUGAAAAUUGCAUAAUAAACAACAAUUGUUUGGCUUUGUUUAUAAA
Coregonus sp. 'balchen' is the source of this 9183-nucleotide messenger RNA. The record is from the annotation of a GenBank genome assembly. Lineage: Eukaryota; Metazoa; Chordata; Actinopteri; Salmoniformes; Salmonidae.